AUGACAACAAACGUCGAACCGCCAGCUGCAGAAGACUACAAUGUGGCAUGGAUCUGUGCACUCCCAGACGUCGAGUUGGACCCGGCAAGGCUGAUGCUCGACGACGAUUACGAUACUCCAUCAUCCAUCGACGCGCGGUGGGACGACGUCCAAUACUUCUGCGGGAGAAUGCACGACCAUCGAGUCGUCAUAGCAUGCCUUCCAAACGGCGAAUCGGGCAAUGUCAACGCCAGUCGCUUAACGUAUGCACUUUUCAGGAGCUUUGCGAACAUCAAGAUCGCCUUGCUGGUCGGCAUCGGCGGUGGCGUCCCCCGCCCAAGCAGUAAAAGGGACCCGUUGGACGAAAUCUACCUCGGCGACGUAGUCGUCGGAUGGCCUGAUGAUGGGGGAGACGCAGUCGUCUAUCACGAUCGAGGCAAGGCCACAGCUAACGGCCGAUUCGAGAUGAGAGGCCACAUUCCAGAACCGGACUGGUCCACCAAGCAGGCGCUUGGUUCCAUCAAGUCGAAUCACAGGCUUGGGAAGACAAAGUUCGAUGACCAUCUCAUGAGGCUCAACCGAUUGAACGGAUCCGCAAUGCCGAGUAGAGAUCAGGAUUAUUUGUUCGAGGCUGGAUACAUCCACGAAGAUCCUGAGCUGACCUGUGAAUCGUGCGACAGGUCACGGCUUGUUACACGUCCAGAGCGCUCGGAGAAUCGAUUCGUAUUCCACAUGGGCAGGAUUGCCACGGGUAACUCGGUCAUCAAAGAUGCAGAAAGAAGGGACAAAAUCAGCAAAGACUGUGGCGGAGCGCUCUGCAUCGAGAUGGAAGCAGCAGGCGCCAGUGUCAACAGAAACAUUCUCGUCAUACGCGGCAUAUCCGACUACGCCGACUCCCACAAGAACGACAAAUGGCAAUUCCAUGCGGCCAAGAAUGCUGCAGUCUUCGCCCGAGAGCUGCUGUGCACCAUGCGUGCAAGCAAGGUCAAGGCGAUGGAAGGACCCGCCCGAAGCGCUGAGAUAGCAAUUCCAACACCGAAGCCCGAGCCCGAAUCCACACCACAUUCUGAGAACAAACCUGAAGCGGCCGGCAGCCCCAUGUAUCAAACACAGGGAAGCCCCAGAGAUCCCAAACUCAAGCCGCUUGGUACCGAUGGAGCCGUGGAAUUACCUGGUUCGCGCCCCUGA
Messenger RNA from Diplodia corticola, 1167 nucleotides. RefSeq names its product kinesin light chain. The record is from RefSeq and is a predicted model, not a curated record. The transcript has 2 exons. Gene Ontology annotation, molecular function: catalytic activity. Gene Ontology annotation, biological process: nucleoside metabolic process. Bases 1 to 1167 code for a protein of 388 amino acids. NCBI's taxonomy places the organism in Eukaryota, Fungi, Ascomycota, Dothideomycetes, Botryosphaeriales, Botryosphaeriaceae.